Molecule: messenger RNA, 2015 nt
Organism: Planococcus citri (citrus mealybug)
Lineage: Eukaryota; Metazoa; Arthropoda; Insecta; Hemiptera; Pseudococcidae
Gene: U2af50
Product: U2 small nuclear riboprotein auxiliary factor 50
Exons: 12
Coding region: 437-1792 (451 amino acids)
Biological process (GO): mRNA processing
Cellular component (GO): commitment complex; nucleus; U2AF complex
Molecular function (GO): pre-mRNA 3'-splice site binding; poly-pyrimidine tract binding
Source: RefSeq, a predicted model, not a curated record
UGUAUAUUACGACACCAUCCAUUUCCUUGAGAAUGCUCAGUUUGUUUUUUUAAAUCUCUGUACAAUUUUCAUUUUUAUUUUAACGUUUUAAAAAAAAAUCGAUUGAUAUUUAACGAAUGAAGGAAUUUUCAACUACCGCCACCGGAAUAUUUGUCAGAGAUAUGUGUAGGAGCUGAAGUAAAUCAUUUCAACAGUAUAGCACCAACGCCGUAAUGCCUGCAAUUCAUCAAUAACGGCGGCGUCUCGCGAUCGUAUCACGUUCAAUUCAUUUUGAUAUUAGUUCCAGGUUCCAGGUUGAUGUGUGUGCGCGUAUAGUUGUCGUUCGGUGUUUUUUUAAUCGUGACUCGCGACAUUGACGUAAUCAGAAGCACGAAUGUAUUCGACACUGUUCUGAUCAAGUUUCGAAAUUCGUUUGUUGCCGUUGUAAAGAAUCGUCAUGGGUGAAGAUCGCGACCGAGACAGAGAUAGAGAUCGUGACAGAGAUCGCGAUCGCGAACGUGACAGGCGUCAUAGAUCGAGAUCUCGCGAACAUAAACGAAGAAGUAGAUCUCGGAGUAGAAGUAGGCAUAGAGAUCGUAGCAGAAAACGUAGCCGUUCGAGGAGUCCGAAAAAGUCAAAGUCGCGCCGUAGGAAACCGUCUCUGUAUUGGGACGUACCGCCUCCAGGCUUCGAACAUAUUUCUCCUCUUCAGUACAAAGCUAUGCAAGCCGCUGGUCAGAUUCCAGCCAAUGUUACUGCUGAUACUCCGCAAGCGGCCGUUCCGGUCGUCGGUUCCACAAUCACUAGGCAAGCCAGGCGCUUAUACGUCGGAAAUAUACCUUUCGGCGUUACCGAGGACGAAAUGAUGGAAUUCUUCAAUCAACAGAUGCAUCUAUCGGGAUUGGCUCAAGCCGCCGGAAAUCCCGUUCUAGCUUGUCAAAUAAAUUUGGACAAGAACUUCGCUUUUCUCGAGUUCAGAUCGAUCGACGAAACCACCCAGGCGAUGGCCUUCGAUGGGAUCAAUUUCAAAGGGCAAAGUCUGAAAAUUCGUCGUCCGCACGACUAUCAGCCAACUCCUGGUAUGACUGACACGUCGGCUCUAGGCUUACCAGCGUUCGACCAUUCUCUCGCUAAUAUGGCUGCCACGAUACCAGGUGUUGUAAGUACAGUGGUUCCAGACUCGCCGCAUAAAAUCUUCAUCGGUGGAUUGCCAGCCUAUUUGAACGAAGAUCAGGUGAAAGAGUUGCUGAUGUCGUUUGGCCCGUUACGAGCGUUCAACUUGGUCAAGGAUACCGCCACCGGAUUGAGUAAAGGUUACGCGUUUUGCGAAUACACCGAACCGAAGGUUACCGAUCAGGCGAUAGCCGGACUCAACGGCCUGCAGUUGGGUGACAAGAAGUUGAUUGUGCAACGUGCCAGCGUUGGCGCCAAGAACGCUACUCCCGGUCAGCAAGUGCCCGUUACUAUUCAAGUUCCCGGCUUGACUAUGGUCGGAACGUCUGGACCGCCUACCGAAGUUUUGUGUUUGUUGAAUAUGGUCACUAACGACGAGUUAAAAGACGAAGAAGAAUACGAAGAUAUUUGCGAAGAUAUUCGAGAAGAAUGUAAUAAAUACGGCGUAGUUCGUUCGCUAGAAAUACCUAGGCCUAUCGACGGAGUUGAUGUUCCAGGAUGUGGAAAGGUGUUCAUCGAAUUCAACACGAUUGGCGAUUGCCAGAAAGCUCAACAAGCGUUAGCCGGUCGAAAAUUCAACAGUCGCGUCGUAUUGACGUCCUAUUUCGAUCCCGAUAAGUAUCACCGAAGAGAGUUUUAAUCAUCAGUCUGGUCUGCCGUUUGGUGUCGUGUCGUGUCGUGUCGUAUUGUAUCGUAACCGCCGCCGUCGCCGUCGUCGAAAUAAUCUCGACGAAUUCUUCGUAAUGUAUUUGUGUAAUAAUUUUAAUUUUACCUAAUUAUUUUUAUCUUCAUCUUUACGAUGAUUAUUAUUGUAGAACAGUUUUAUAUAAAUAAUACGCCUAAAAUAUAAAAAUGAUACACGC